UUCUCUCCUCCCUCUUCCUCAGGACAUCAUCUCGGCGUCAAUAGUAGAGCACUGAUUCAAUUGCUUCCCCUCUGCGAUUUUCCUCGCUGCAGACGCACUUGUUGUUGCUCGUUUCUCCUUGCCCGUCCCCACGUGAGGUCGUUCGCUUCCCCGCCAAGCUAAGCCCUUGCAAGCCUCACCUUAUCGCAAUUCGAUCGAAACGACCCCUCCGCGGGCCUGUCGCAGCUCGCCAACGUCUUUUCACUCUCUUCCCCGUUUCUCGCCUUCUCCGGCAGGCACAAUGAGUUUUUCGGGCAUGCUGAACAAGCUGCAGGGGCAGCCGGAAAGCUAUGAGAAGAAAUCCCUAUAUCGAUUCGGUCGAACACUGGGCGCGGGCACUUAUGGUAUCGUUCGCGAGGCCGAUUCUCCACAGGGAAAAUGUGCCGUCAAGAUUAUAUUGAAGAAAAAUGUGCGCGGAAACGAACAGAUGGUGUACGACGAGUUGGAAUUACUGCAGAAAUUGAACUACCCAAACAUUGUUCAUUUUCGUGAUUGGUUCGAGUCGAGGGAUAAAUACUACAUUGUGACCGAGCUUGCGACGGGAGGAGAGCUCUUUGAUCGAAUUUGUGAAUAUGGAAAGUUUACUGAGAAGGAUGCAUCUCAAACUAUCAGGCAGAUAUUAGGAGCGGUGCAUUAUCUACACGACCGGAAUAUCGUUCACCGAGAUCUCAAACCCGAGAAUUUACUCUACCUCACAUCCGACUCACAAUCAUCUCUUGUACUUGCAGAUUUUGGAAUUGCCAAAAUGCUAGAACAUUCUAGUGACGUUCUCACUUCGAUGGCCGGCUCCUUUGGAUAUGCCGCGCCUGAAGUCAUGUUGAAAGAGGGCCACGGAAAGCCCGCUGACAUGUGGUCAAUGGGUGUCAUCACCUACACCCUACUGUGCGGUUACUCACCUUUCCGGUCCGAGAAUUUACCCGAUCUUAUUGAAGAAUGCCGCGGUGGACACGUUCAAUUCCACUCACGCUACUGGGGCGGUGUAUCCGAAGAUGCGAAGGAUUUCAUCAAGACAUUACUCAAUCCCGAUCAGAACUCCCGAGCCACAGCCGAAGAGGCCCUUGAACACCGCUGGCUCAAGGGAGACACGGCUACCGACUACAACUUGCUGCCCGAAAUUAAGGCGUACAUGGCCCGUGCCAGACUCCGACGUGGUAUCGAAAUCAUUAAGCUCGCCAACCGCAUCGAGGCUCUCAAAAUGCAAGAAGACGAUGAAGACGACGAAGACGAAUCUAUUUCCAAGGGUGAUCUUCCAUCUAAUGCUGGCGAGGCAGCCAAGCAAGCUGUUCACGGUAACAAGAAUACAAAUGAUCUCUCUUCCACCUUCCCGUCUCUGUCGGUCACCGAUCCUUCAGGCGGCGUGGGUGAUACCAAGGAAGGAGAUGGAGAAGGAUCAGGAUCUCUUCCAGGAGGUACCCGAAAGAAACGAAGUUUGAGCAGGAUUGCGCGCGGCGCUAUUUUCCGUGAAGUUGUUCUUGCAAAAGUGCGUGAGAUGAAGCAGGAGCAAGAAACCAAAAAUGUAGAACGCGAGGCGAUCGCCCGUGCGGAAGCUGGCAAUCACCAAUAACAACAGAUAUUUAUUGGAUUUGCUAUUGUCACUUUUCGAUGAUAUCCCGGUUAUUUAUAGGUUGUGGAUGUUUUUCUUUUCCCCCCCUUUUCUUUUGUUUAUAAUCUUUUUACUAGGUUCUACACGUUGAGUAUAGCUUGGUUUAUAGGUAGGCAUGUUUUGUCCAUAACUUAAUCAAAAACAUGUAUAUGUCACUUCACAGUCAUAUCUAGUCGAAAUAAUAUCCAGUACAUUGUUUUCUAUCUUA
Molecule: messenger RNA, 1850 nt
Organism: Talaromyces proteolyticus
Lineage: Eukaryota; Fungi; Ascomycota; Eurotiomycetes; Eurotiales; Trichocomaceae
Product: calcium/calmodulin-dependent protein kinase
Exons: 5
Coding region: 281-1603 (440 amino acids)
Biological process (GO): protein phosphorylation; cellular response to oxidative stress
Molecular function (GO): ATP binding; calcium/calmodulin-dependent protein kinase activity
Source: RefSeq, a predicted model, not a curated record